AUGUCUACUGUUCACGAAAUUCUCUGCAAGCUCAGCUUGGAGGGUGAUCAUUCCACACCCCCGAGUGCAUACGGGUCGGUCAAAGCAUACACUAAUUUUGAUGCUGAGCGUGAUGCUCUGAACAUUGAAACGGCCAUCAAGACCAAAGGUGUGGAUGAGGUCACCAUUGUCAACAUUUUGACCAACCGCAGCAAUGAACAGAGACAGGACAUUGCCUUUGCCUACCAGAGAAGGACUAAAAAGGAACUUGCAUCAGCAUUGAAGUCAGCCUUGUCCGGCCACCUGGAGACCGUGAUUUUGGGCCUAUUGAAAACACCUGCUCAGUAUGACGCUUCUGAACUGAAAGCCUCCAUGAAGGGGCUGGGGACUGAUGAGGACUCCCUCAUUGAGAUCAUCUGCUCAAGGACCAACCAAGAACUUCAGGAAAUUAACAGAGUCUACAAGGAAAUGUACAAGACCGAUCUGGAGAAGGACAUCAUUUCUGACACAUCUGGUGACUUCCGCAAGCUGAUGGUUGCCCUUGCAAAGGGUAGAAGAGCAGAGGAUGGGUCUGUCAUCGAUUAUGAACUGAUUGACCAAGAUGCCCGGGAUCUCUAUGAUGCUGGAGUGAAGAGGAAAGGAACUGAUGUGCCCAAGUGGAUCAGCAUCAUGACCGAGAGGAGUGUGUGUCACCUCCAGAAAGUAUUUGAAAGGUACAAGAGCUACAGCCCUUAUGACAUGCUGGAGAGCAUCAAGAAGGAGGUCAAAGGAGACCUGGAAAAUGCUUUCCUGAACCUGGUCCAGUGCAUUCAGAACAAGCCCCUGUAUUUUGCUGACCGACUGUACGACUCCAUGAAGGGCAAGGGGACUCGUGAUAAAGUCCUGAUUAGAAUCAUGGUCUCUCGCAGUGAAGUGGACAUGUUGAAAAUUAGGUCUGAAUUCAAGAGAAAGUAUGGCAAGUCCCUGUACUACUACAUCCAGCAAGACACCAAGGGCGACUACCAGAAAGCGCUGCUGUACCUGUGUGGUGGGGAUGACUGA
This is a messenger RNA of Canis lupus familiaris (dog), 1020 nucleotides long. It is a transcript of the gene ANXA2, whose product is annotated as annexin A2. Gene Ontology annotation, cellular component: cytoplasm. Lineage: Eukaryota; Metazoa; Chordata; Mammalia; Carnivora; Canidae. Gene Ontology annotation, molecular function: cytoskeletal protein binding; calcium-dependent phospholipid binding; phospholipase inhibitor activity. The record is from RefSeq and is marked provisional.